Molecule: messenger RNA, 687 nt
Organism: Dreissena polymorpha
Lineage: Eukaryota; Metazoa; Mollusca; Bivalvia; Myida; Dreissenidae
Exons: 2
Coding region: 1-687 (228 amino acids)
Source: RefSeq, a predicted model, not a curated record
AUGAAGAAGGAGAGGGAGGAAUUAUGUGUAAAUUUAGAGAAAAAGAGAAAGGAAGAAAGGGAGAAGAUUGAUGUAUUGAUAGAGGACCUGGAGGUGAGUGACGAUGUGGAAGAGGAGGAUAUAGAUAAUUUUGAGGAAUUCCCGAGAUUGAGUUGGGAGAGUGAGAUUUGUUUGUAUGAAUUGGAUGAAUUGAAAAGACAGGAGAUGGAGGAACAACAGAAGAAGAAGAACAAAGUACAGAAGGAAGAAGAAGAAAGGAAAAAGAAGAAAGAGGACAUGAAAGAAGAACAGAAGAAGAAAGGAAGAAAAAGUAAAGGAAGAACAAGAAAGGAAAAAGAAGGAAGAAGAAGAAAGAAAAAUGAAGGAAGAAGAAAUAAAGAAAGAACAAAAGAAGAAGGAAGAAAAAAGAUUGCUAUUGAUUUUAUGGAGGUGAGUGACGAUGUGGAAGAGGAGGAUAUAGAUAAUUUUGAGGAAUUCCCGAGAUUGAGUUGGGAGAGUGAGAUUUGUUUGUAUGAAUUGGAUGAAUUGAAAAGACAGGAGAUGGAGGAACAACAGAAGAAGAAGAACAAAGUACAGAAGGAAGAAGAAGAAAGGAAAAAGAAGAAAGAGGACAUGAAAGAAGAACAGAAGAAGAAGGAAGAAAAAGUAAAGGAAGAACAAGAAAGGAAGAAGAAGAAAGAAAAAUGA